AUGUUCAAUGUGUCGCUCAAGACAUCUAAUUCAAAAAAGCCAGGAGCAUCUAAGCAGUCCACUUUGGCAUCUUUCAUAACUUCCUCGAAACCCAGUCGUGACACCAAGCCCAGUCAGCCGUUCUCUGCACUCAAAUUAGACAAAAGAAGCGUGUCUAACGAUGAAGAUUUCCUGCAAAAUAAAGAAAACGCGUACAAACGCGUGAAGUUGGAUCGGUCGGUCUCUUGUGUGGGAUUUGGCCAGUUGGAGACACCUGUUUCCGACAUGUCUAUCUCUCAACCAUCCAGCUUCAAACAUUCAAAACCAAUUGAAAAACUAGAAUUUGAAAAGACAGAGAUUGACGUAUCGACGAGACAAGAUGUAAGCAUCGGCAGGUCGAUCAAGUUGCCUGUACGUAAGCCCGUGUCAGCUUCACGUCAAAGAUCGUUGCCAUGGUCGAAUCUGAACAUGAAAAAGAUUUCAAAUCCACGCAACCAAAACAAACCGUCAUCUCAAAAUGGCAACAGCGUUAGCGGGUCUCUCUCGGAGGAACAGCGCAAGGUCAUUGAGAUGGUGCUGUACGAGCGCAAGAACAUUUUUUAUACAGGUUCUGCAGGUACUGGUAAGUCUUUUCUGUUACGUGAGAUAAUCAAACGAUUGAGGAACAGGUACGGUUCCAGCUCCAUUGCGGUGACUGCUUCAACUGGUUUGGCAGCGACGAACAUUGAGGGAACCACAAUUAAUCGAUUUGCCGGCACUGGACUGGGCUCUGAGCCGGUGAACAAGUUAGUGAGCAGGAUAAAAAGCAGACGAAGUAUCGUUGAAAGAUGGAAAGGUACCAAAGUGUUAAUUAUCGACGAGUUAUCCAUGAUAGACUCCAUUUUCUUUGACAAGUUGAACGAGAUUGCAAAGCAAAUACGAGGUAGCAACAAACCGUUUGGGGGUAUCCAGCUGGUUUUGACAGGAGACUUCUUCCAGCUUCCGCCUGUUUCAUUGAGCAAAAUGGGUGCAGCUAAGUUUUGUUUCGACGCGGUCAGUUGGAAGGAAUGUAUUGAUGAGACUAUCCUGCUAACUAAGGUUUUCAGGCAACAAAACGAUUCUGACUUGAUCGAGAUGUUGAACGCCUUGAGAAUUGGUAAGCUUUCGGAUGAUCUCAAGCGGAAAUUCAAACGGCUCGAACGCCCUCUCCAAUACAACGAUGGUAUUUACCCCACGGAGCUCUACCCAACUAGAGAAGAAGUUGAUCGUGCUAAUUUGGAGAGGUUGAAUUCGCUUCCAGGACGUGUCUACACCUUCCAAAGUCGCGACAAUUUCCCUCCGAAUGGAAAUCCGGCAAUGUUCAUAAAACAACUGGAUGGCCUCAUGUGUGCAAAGACUCUGCAACUCAAAGAAGGCGCGCAGAUAAUGUAUUUGAAGAACGACCUAGAAGACCCUCAAUUAGUGAAUGGAUCGAUCGGAAAGAUUGUCUGCUUCUGCAGUAUCGCACUUUGGACCUUAUUCACCAACACAUUUAAGGAAUAUGAAAGGCCUAUGCACACCGAUCUUCUGGUAAUGGCAUCUAGGUUUACUGGUAAUGAACCGACCGCCCAGGACGAAGCAUUAUACAACGAGUUUCUGGCCACAAAUUACAAUAGUCCCCCACAGGUGGAACUUGCUAAAGAAAUGAUUCGGACAGCCAAAAACUCUAAACUUUCAGAGGUCUUGCCCCUUGUCAAAUUUUCUCAUAGUUCACUGAGACUUAUAGAGCCAGUGCCAUUUUCUACCGAAUCUAAUAGCGACCUAAGCCGCGAACAACUUCCGAUCCUGCUAUCGUGGGCCUUGUCCAUUCACAAGUCGCAAGGACAAACACUGGAGCGAGUGAAGGUCGACCUGACCAAGAUUUUCGAAAAAGGUCAGGUCUACGUUGCUUUGAGUAGAUGUGUCGAUACGAAAAAUCUUGAGAUUGUGAACUUUGACGAAAAGCGCAUCAGGGUCAGUGAGGAUGUUGUCCAGUUUUAUGAGAAUCUGAAGCGGCUCAAAUGA
Ogataea parapolymorpha DL-1 is the source of this 2001-nucleotide messenger RNA. RefSeq lists its product as uncharacterized. Gene Ontology annotation, biological process: telomere maintenance; DNA repair; DNA replication. Gene Ontology annotation, cellular component: replication fork. The transcript has a single exon. The coding region runs from base 1 to 2001 and encodes 666 amino acids. The record is from RefSeq and is a predicted model, not a curated record. NCBI's taxonomy places the organism in Eukaryota, Fungi, Ascomycota, Pichiomycetes, Pichiales, Pichiaceae. Gene Ontology annotation, molecular function: DNA helicase activity; ATP hydrolysis activity.